Oncorhynchus nerka (sockeye salmon) is the source of this 1029-nucleotide messenger RNA. RefSeq names its product coiled-coil domain containing 115 (gene vma22). NCBI's taxonomy places the organism in Eukaryota, Metazoa, Chordata, Actinopteri, Salmoniformes, Salmonidae. The record is from RefSeq and is a predicted model, not a curated record. Gene Ontology annotation, biological process: vacuolar proton-transporting V-type ATPase complex assembly. The transcript is spliced from 5 exons. The coding region runs from base 212 to 835 and encodes 207 amino acids.
UCACAUGACCAGAAGACGGAAGUGGCAUUUGAAGCCUCGUAAACAAUCGCUCUCUGACUGUCUCUUUCAAACAAACCGUGAUACAAACGAAAAGAAAACCACAAAUUAAUCGCGUUUUAUCAAGAUCUAAGUUGGGAUAGUCACCGGGAUCUCUGCUCGUCGAACUGUGAGACGGUAGGAGAGAGCGAGAGAGAAACAGAGACAGAGAGAGAUGGGUCUGUCAGAGAAAGAAGAGUGUGUCUUGUUGGAUCAAAAGCUGCUUGUCUUUAUGGACCAACUGGAGCUGCUGGAGGAGAAACGAGAGAGACUCAACUCUCUAAUAGAACAGGGAUGGUUCUCCAUGUCCAAAGCGAGGUAUUCGAUGGGCAACAAGCAGGUGUCUGCUCUGCAGUAUGGGAGUGAGAUGGAACCUCUGGUCCGAGUGCACACCAGGACUCUGGAGAGUGGUGAGGCCGAGUUCCAGACAAAGAGAAGGACGCUGAAGUCUCCUGAAGAGAGACAGGUGGAGGACAUUGGACCUAAAGACAAGGAGGGUGUGAGGAGAAGAGUGAAGACGCAGGAAGUUCCAGAGAUAGACCAGAGUGACAACAAGCAUCUGUGGACAGAGACUGAGCCGGCUCCCUCCUCCAAACCUGAACCCAACCCCCAGCAGGACCCACUGAAGUGGUUUGGAAUCCUGGUGCCUCAGACCCUGAAACAGGCCCAGGCCUCGUUCAAACAGGUGGUAGAGUUGUCAGCAGAGGUGGCUACUCUCCAGUCUGCAGUCCUGACCACCAGACAACAGUUGCAGAUGAAACAGAAGAGCAGCAGCCAGACCCCGGACCUGACUGACUGACUUGACUGACCAGACUGACCAGACGGACCUGACUGACCUGAUCAUGGUUUAGCGUACACAGCCACUCUCUCCCACAUAGUAUAGUAGUACUUCUGUCUAGAGCACUUUAUACAAAGGCUGAGGGGGCUGCAGCACCCCUGAUAAAUAAAUACAAAAUAUACAAAUAAUAAAAUAGACAUCUUUUUUUAUCACAA